This is a messenger RNA of Effrenium voratum, 531 nucleotides long. The record is from the annotation of a GenBank genome assembly. NCBI's taxonomy places the organism in Eukaryota, Dinophyceae, Suessiales, Symbiodiniaceae.
GGUGAGGGCAGGUUAUCAAGUAGCAGCCCAUGGAACGACAUCUCGAUGUCUCAUGCAGGGCUGCCAAGUGGAGGAGGCCUUCCUGUGCAAGGUGCUGCGCGAUGUCGUGAACCAGCACAUCCUGCAGAAGGAGCAGGUGGAAGAUGAUCUAGGGAAGCACCUGGAGGCCCUGUGGGACCUCUCUGCGGAUGCCGCCUGCGCCGAGGCCUGCUGCGCCCUCCGUGGCGCGGAGAUCCUCGCGCAGGCAGCCGAGGCCCAUGACUUCGCCGGGCGGUUGCCGGAGGUGGCCUUAGGCAUCCUCGCCAACGUCUCCUCCCACAGCUUGAGCGAAGAGACGCUCGGAAGUUACGAUGACUUGGCGUCGACAGCUUUGAAGGCGUUGGCAGCUGCAGAUGCCGCCGUUUGCGCACAAGCGCUGCGCAUUUGCUGUGGCCUGUUGUGCAGUCAGAGAUCGCUGACUCUCCUUUGGAGCCCGGAGGCCUUCGAGCGAUAUAUCUUCGCUCUGGGGAACUCCUUGCGCUGGGACGUGGU